AUGUAUGUGGCGGCGGUAGGUAAAAACAUUGUGAGGAGAGAUAAAGCUGUUAGCUUUGAUGUAGGGGUUUUUCUUAUUUCGGUGAAUGAUUCGCGCGAUGAGGGCACGGGUCGAGGUCACAAGGGUCCGUUACGGGCGUCGGGCCUAUUGCGACAGAUGGCCGCGGUCCCGGCGGGAGGUGAAGACGGCUCUUCGGAGAGAUCGACCUCCGAAAUGCGUCCGAGAUUGCAUUCUUUCGGCGGCGCGGGCGCAUUCCAACGCCGUAACUCCGCGCGCCCGCGCCAGUCGACGCGCGCCCUUUUGGGGGUUAAGAUGUGUCCGUCGCGGCGGGCGCUCACUAUGUGGUCCCAGCCGCUUCCCCCGGAACCCGAAUUCGAACCAACGUUUCGUGCACGCGCCUCGACCGCCGACACGCACACCUGGUGCCGCGGCUGCUUCGGCGACCGGCAGAUCGCCCGAAUGGUCCGCGAGUACGGCGUCCGAGUCGAUCCUACAACAACCCGGCCGCCCGGGCUACAAGUUCGUGACGAGCCCCAGUACCAGAAUCUGGACGAGCUGCGCAAGCGUCCGGAGUACGCUAACCUAGACGAGAUAAGCCGCGAGUACGGGUACCGCCUUUGCCCCGAAGGCCAGAAUCUGGAGGAUGAGGCGAUCUACGAAAAUAUAUUGUCAGUGCGUCAGAUUCGUUCCGCCGAAGUGCGUUUGGUUCCGGUAUCCGAAGUGGCGUACUACGAAGGUCAGGGUUACGUUGCGACCCAGGUUCUGAGCAGGAAUGGCACCUUCCCCCAGUGUCCGCCGCAUACUUGGAGUCGUUUGCAGCAUGCUGAAAGACUUACGGGAUCGUUGAGGCUGUUUACAGCCAAGAGGGAGAUGUACGAUGUCAAGAAGCAGAGGCUGUGCCUCGCUCAAGACGAGUACAAACACUUGAACAACGCCCUAUCUACCCUCGCUGCGUCCAGGACGAGCUUGUGCUCGUCAACGACGUCUAUGACGACUACGUCGACGACGUCACGUCAUGACCCAGAUGUACUUCGUGCGGAGGUGUCACAGGCGAGAGGUAGAGUCGCGCAACUUCGUAAGGAGUUGCGACAGGCGCGGGCAGAAGUAGCCAGCGCUCGCCGUGGUGUCGAUACCCUCGCCGAAGUGGAGCAAAAACUAAGCGCGCAACAGGGUUGCUAUAAUAUCACUGAAGCCCAGGCUAUCAUGACUGAGCUGAAAAAUAUUCAAAAAUCCCUAACCUCCGGCGAAAAAGAAAAAGCCGAUCUAAUGCAGUCAUUAGCCAAGCUCAAAGAUGACCUUACGCGACUGCAGUUGGGAGAAGCCUCCCCAGACCUCUCAACCCUGAGUCUUCCUCAAGAGAAACUAAGCACUGCCUCACAAACCGAUUUAUGCGCCGACUUAGUUCCAAUCGGUACCAGGUUAGCAGAAAUGGCGCGGGUACGCCUACAAUAUGACGAAGCUAGGAAACGAAUACAGCAAAUCCAGCAACAGCUAGCCGAUCUAGAAGAUAAAGUGCAACCAGGACAAGCGGAAUCCGACAAGGACCGUCUCCUGUUAUUUCAGGAAAAGGAGCAGUUGUUAAGGGAACUAAGGAGUAUAACUCCAAGGACGAGAUCGAAGCAAGAGAUGAGCGACAUUCAAACGGAGUGCAAGAAACUCGAGCAGGACUUGAAGAAUGCCUUCGAAAUGUCGAACAAAUGUAUAGCGGAUAGACUGAAACUACAUGAAGAGAAGCAGUUGUUACUUCAGCAGUUGAAAGACGCGUUAACUUCUAUGACGACUCUAGAAGGACAACUGAAGACUCUGUCAGCAAGUACUCUGUCAGUCUCGAGUAGUUCGAGCUUAGGAUCUUUAUCUACAGCGAGUAGUAAAGGGUCCUUGAGUUCGGGGAUAAGUUUCACGGAUAUCUAUGGAGGACCACAGAUAGCGAGUUCAUUACAAACCGACAAGCCUAUCGAUAUGGUUGAUCUGCACAGGAGAGUAGAAAGGCUACUCCGAGGUACAAGCUACAACGCAGACAGCAUAACCCCAGGAACAAGCAGUUCUCCGUCCCAGCCCUCGUUAUCGCCAAGAAGCAGCCUUUCUUCUGCCAGCCCACCACCUCCGCCUCCGUCUUACAACCAGGUCGAAAGACAAAGGCGGCAGCAGAGAGAGCUGGAGGAGAAGUUAGCCGAAAUGAGGAUAGGAGUCGCCACGGGGCUCAAUGAAGUUACAGGACUUGCCACAAUCCCAGUACAACUGCAAGGCCCAGGGCGGCCUUGUGAGCCUUUAUCGCCCAUAUCGGAAACACCACCGCCACCACUCUCUCCUAGAACUCCCUCUUCUAGUGGUACAAAUACUAGAUCAGUGUCAGCUGCAGUGAGUGACGAGUCGGUGGCGGGAGACUCUGGUGUGUUUGAGGCGGCGCAAGGCGGUGACGCUUCUAACGCAGUUAACAGUGCACAAAUUGAAAUCAAAUUGCGCUACUGUCCCGACGAGAGUGCGUUAGAGAUUGGAAUCUUGAGGGCGCGGAAUUUGCACGCGUUGUACAUCGACAUGGGCACCGAGGUUGCGGUGCGAGGUGCGCUAGUGGUGGGCGGCGGCGGCGGCGUGGCGUUCAGCACUGCAGCGCUUGCGUGGCGAGGCGCAGCGCUAGCCUGGCGUCGGGUGCAGCGGGCUGCACUAGGCCCGCGAGCGCUGCGAGCCGCUACCUUGCAGCUGAACCUUGCCGCAGGCGCCGAAUGCUUGGGUUGCGCACAAGUCAGCUUGGCAGACUUUGACCCAGAUACUGUAUCCCAAAAGUGGUAUAACGUGCUCAGUUUCCGAAGUAUGAGGCGGGACGAGAGUUCAGAUGAAUCCACAGUCAUUUCUUCGCAAACGUCAACACUCACAAGAAAUAGAGGUCCUGAGAGUAUGACCGGAGCGGAUUGCAACAUUGAUUGUGGAGACAAUUCUGCAUCAGAGGACGAAGAACCUCGAGAACCACUUAAUCAGAUAGUGGAAGAGGAUUCUUUUGAGGAUUACAUUCCUGAGGAAGACAUAGCUUUGGAAGAAGAGGAAGAAUAUCUACACCCCACCACUGCGGAAAAGGAGACGAAUACCGAGUGUAACUUCUGCCCGGAAGGAGCGAGACAGCUGCGUAGACGAAAAAGCCAACAAGCAAAUGCGAGUAGUGAAGAGCCUCUAGCGACGAUAAAAAGGUCACAGACCUUCUCACCACAACCACAGAGCAUCGGCAAAGGGAAAUAUAUUUGCAGAUUGAACCGUUCUGAGUCUGACUCGUCGAUGGUGCAGUACGCUCGAAGGUUCACAUUACAACCUCCCCCCACUACCGGUAUACCGUUCGACAGAAGUGUUCGUGAGCGUAGAUCUCUUAGGUGGGGUCGCGUGAAGGGCGCCCGCGGGGCCCGCGGCAGCCACGGCGGGGCGCGGCGAUCGACGCGCACGUCUCUAGACCUGGCGCUCGACCUGCAAGCGCAGCACACGCGCCUCGAAGACCUACGGAGUGAGAUUGCUACGCUUGCGCACCUUAAAAAGCGGUUGGAAGAGGCGUGUACUCGCGGUGACACGGCAGUUGCGGCGGGGGUGUCGCGCGACGAGACGCUGCGGCGGCUGGUGAGCGGCGCGCCCGAGCCUCCGCGUCUGCUGCACCGCACCGCGCGCGAGAUAUACCGCCUGCGCCGCGCGCGCAGACCCGACCUCGUUACCUUCAAAGAAAAAAUGGCGUUCUUUACGCGGACAAAAACGAUAAUUCCCGUCCCGCCGGAUGAAGAAGAUGACAUCUCUGAAGACGACUGGGAGGAAGAUCUCGAAGAGCGGCGGACCCCCGAUGGCAGGUCUUCUAAAACAUCGUUUGAGUUGAGGCGGGAUACAACCAACCAAACCUCGCCCGGGACUGUUGCAAACCAAUUGGAACAGGUCGUGGAAUGCAAAAAUCCCUGUUUGAACCCUGAACCGUGCUUCGAGAACCUUCCGAAGAGAACUGAUGAAUUGAAAAUAACAGAAGCGACGGAGAACGACGCGAAGACUGAAGAUGUAAGAUAUGAGUUCGUUGUUGACAGAGUACUGGGUGUUCAGGUUUGA
Parnassius apollo (apollo) is the source of this 4062-nucleotide messenger RNA. The record is from the annotation of a GenBank genome assembly. Lineage: Eukaryota; Metazoa; Arthropoda; Insecta; Lepidoptera; Papilionidae.